GCUAUAUGCAUUCCGAAGCUCUGGUACCAUGUAGCUCAAGAUCAUUGCAGGUGUGUCUAUGUGCUGGGCAUCGUUCCUUGACACCAGGGGGAGAAAAAAACACAUUGUCUUUAAAAUUCUUUAUCUUGUAUUGUAACUGUAGCUUCUCUGGAUUGUGAUAUGUUUUAGUUCAUUUUGCUAGUGACAUCCGCAGUGUCGCCACAGAAAAAAAAGCAAUUGCUGCUCAUCAUCCCCUGAUCCCGUUUGCCUGCACCCUCUAGCUGUGAAUGGGCUGUGCUUUGUGAUUAUCUGCAGUCACUUUAGAGUCAUUUCUGGAAGAAGAUGGCGGACAGGGCUGAGAUGUUUUCUCUCUCCACCUUCCAUUCCCUCUCUCCUCCGAGCUGCAGGCCAGCUCAUGACAUCAGCCUGGAGGAAUUUGAUGAUGAGGAUUUAUCAGAAAUUACAGAUGACUGCGGAAUUGGGCUAAACUAUGAUUCAGAUCCUUAUGAGAAGGACUGUCUUAUCCUGGAGAAGAAUGACCUCCAUCACCCAGUGUGCUCCUUCCAAGAUGACUUCCAGGAGUUUGAGAUGAUUGAUGAUAAUGAUGAUGAGGAGGAAGAAGAGGAGGAAGAAGUUGACCCUGAGGCCCCGCCUUCCCCCUCUGCCUCUCCUCCUGCCUCACCCUUGGGCACAACGCAGAAGAGUCGACCGACCACACUGAACCUCCAAGCGCCAGUCUCUCAGGAUUCUCUGAAUAAUAAUGGCAGUUUUUCUCCACUGAAAGCCAACUGGCAGGAAGCUCUUUGUCAUUCAUCUUCAUGUGGACAUUUGUCUCCUUCCCAUUCUUGCUUUGAAGACAGUACCCAUCUGAAUGGCCAUUGUACUGCAGCACCAAGUGCUGGUUCUCAAUGCAAAGGUACACCCACAAAACACUCAGGGGACACUGAACAGACACAAUCGCCACUCAGGCCCCUCCUGUACGAUUUUGAGGGCAACAAACGGGAAACCCUGGAAUACGGUAAAAAAAUGUCUGACCCUCCCAUGGAAGAUUAUAAUAUGAACAUAACCUCUUCACCGCCAUCUCCACUAUAUUCUCCAUUCCAUGACAGACAGAUGUCUCCUAAACAAUAUCUCUCUUCAACAGGGUCUUUUGGUCAACACAAAAUGUCCACCAGUUCAGACACUGGAGUAGAACCCAACACGGAUAGUACCAGCCCAGUUACAACCAUACCGGUGAUAGAUGAAGAUUCACAGAGCUCUGAUACUGAGGUUGACCAUGACCUGACCACUGACUGUGCCAAAAAAUGGAUGUGCCAAUAUAGACAGGCCAAUGAUACUUACACUGUCACCUCAGAGUCAGUGGCAGAUCCAGAAGUGGAGUAUGACCUUACAUUAGAUGGCACCAGUACAUGUCAGUCUCCUACCAACCCAGUAGUUAAUGAUGCUGGUACUCCAAUAUCAGAUGAUGAACUAGAUAAGGUCUUUGACAUUGAUUAUAUGGGAAUACAAAGCAAGGACUGUGUCUCAAAAGAACCAGAGUGUUCAUCGUAUGUUGAGUUUCCUCCAAUUGAGCCUACUUCAUUCUGCAUUUACAGUUCCCCUACAAGUCAAUCAAAUGCAGAAUUAGACAGGCCACACAGUACCAGUGAUGCUAAUGAACAUAGUCACCCACCUUCUUCAUCCAAUGACACAGCCUCUCCUUCUUCCGACCCAGGCAUUGAAGCAGAUCUCAGGAGUAAAGGAAGGUACAUGCCAUCCGGUAAUCACACUGACGAUCUUAGCUCUCCAGGUUCUGAUUCUGACAUUGAAGGAGAAAUAGAGGCUGCCUUUGCCUGUGGAGACCACUUGGUCAGUAACAUGAUCUCAUCUAUCUCUGAGACAGAGUUGGACCUCACCAGUGAGAGCAGCAGUGGCCGGUCCUCACACCUCACCAACUCUAUUGAAGAAGCAAGCUCUCCCGCCUCUGACCAAGAGCUUGAGACAGAGUUAGAGGCAGACAGUGGUAUAAUUGGCAUCAAGGCCUCCUUGCUUCUUGGGCAGUCCGAUCCUUAUGAAGUUACUUCACCAACGUUAGAACUGGAAGUCAAACCACAACUUGAUGAAGAUCAAGCAUUAAUGGGUCUUCAUAAUGUUGAUGGACUUACAUAUGAACACAUCGCAGACCCAGAUGAAACCUUGCCACCAACAGACCGCAGCGAAGACCACCUCAUGAGAGAAUUAGUUCUUAAGAUUGAACCUGACCACAGCUUAGAGAGUUUCAAGAGGUCAUUUUACCUGCCGAUAGGGCCCAAACUGAUGCCUGAUAUGGACAAUGAAGAAGGUAAUAGUGAGUAUGAUUCAGAGUCGGAUUCAGAAGCUGACCUGAGUGAAGACGCUGACUCCCCCUGGCUCCUGAGUAACCUUGUAAAUAAAAUGAUUUCAGAAGGCUCUUAUCCCAUAAGCUGUCCAGAGGAGUGCUUCAAGAGGUCUGGCUCAGUAUCUGACACUAUUUCACCAAUGUCAGAUUUGGAAACAGAUGCUUUUAAUGAACCCCUAGACAGCCAAGCUCACCAGUUGAGUUCAAGUAGUGAUGUAUGGACAAAAAACUCUAAGGAAGGCCUCUUAGAUACAGAUACUAACAAACAAAGUUUUUCAAAUAAGGAACCAGAUGGCAGUGAAGGUUGCAAUACGUCAGACUCCAGAAGCAAAGCCAAAGAUAAGAUGAUAAACUCUGAAUGUAAACUAAAUUCAGCUGGCACCUUUGAAAUUUCAGGCCUUUGUUUAUACAUGAGUAACCCUACCAAUGAUACAAUCACUCCAGUCUUUGUUGAUCAAUAUAAUAGUGCAGUCAGUGCACACAAUAUGAAAAGCCCAGGGAUGGAUGCAUCUGAUACAGAUAAAGCCUAUAGGCAUGUCAAGGAUUCAUCUGUUAGCCCUACAGUUGCCAAGUCAAAGACAAAGAACCUUGAAGAGGACACAGUGGAGCCUAAUAAUGAUCUGUCUAUGAAUUCACAUGGAUCAGUAUCUCCAUCUGCAAGUGAGCAGCUAGACACUGACAAAGAUGAAGGGAGAGAAGACACAAGUGUGUUUGAUCGUAUUAAAGAGGUUAAGAACAGUUUGACUCUUGAUAUUCCUAUUCCUAAAACAAACAGAUGCUUCAAUUUGACCUACUCCACUGACAAAGAAGAAGAAUCAUUUCUUGAGAGCAUCAAGAAGUCUCCAUAUCAUGAUCACUGCUUGGACAACUCCCCUUCUAUAGAUGAUAACUUAGAUGAACUCCCUCCUUUAAAUGUGUUGGCACCCAAGCAGAGAGAUGAAUCCCUGGCUUAUGACUCCAUUAAGUACACUCUGGUGGUGGAUGAAAACACAACCCUGGAGCUGGUUAGCUUGAAAAGAUGCACCUCUGUCCUGAGCGAUGACAGCGAGAUCUCCACCAUCUGUGAUAAUUGUGACCUGGAGGGGGAUAAUGAAUUUGAUGUUGAUGUUGACGGACCAGAGGUCCUCAGCUCAUCUGAAGAUUCAUCCCCUGAAGCCGAUGUGCAGUUUUCCAAGAAGUUCUUGAACGUUUUUGUGAACAGCACAUCAAGAUCCUCAAGUACAGAGUCAUUUGGUCUUUUCUCAUGCACAAUAAAUGGAGAAGAAAGAGAACAAACCCACAGAGCUGUCUUCAGGUUUAUCCCUCGGCACGAGGAUGAAUUGGAGCUGGAUGUGGAUGACCCGCUCUUUGUGGAAGUGGAGGAAGAUGAUUACUGGUACAGGGGUUACAACAUGCGCACUGGAGAGAGGGGGAUUUUUCCAGCGUACUACGCUCAUGCAGUGGUGAGCCAAGCCAAAGAAUUUAUUGGAAUGAAGAGGAACACUGGCUGGGUGGAGAGGUACAACGUUCAAUUCCUGGGCUCAGUGGAAGUCCCAUAUCAUCAGGGCAACGGUAUCCUGUGUGCUGCCAUGCAGAAAAUUGCAACUACAAGGAAGCAAACUGUCCACCUGAGGCCUCCAUCCACAUGUGACCUGGAAAUAAGCCUUCAAGGGGUCAAACUGGUCAUGAGCUUGGAUGAGUAUGGAGUGGACGAUGAGUUUGACAGGUGCAGUCACUUCUUCCAGAUGAAGAAUAUCUCCUACUGUGGCUGUCAUCCUAAAAACAGCUGCUACUUUGGGUUUAUCUCCAAGCAUCCAGUUCUGAACCGCUUUGCCUGUCACGUGUUUGUAUCCCAGGAGUCAAUGCGCUGUGUAGCUGACAGUGUGGGACGAGCAUUCCACGAGUAUUAUCAGGAGCAUCUGGAGUAUGCCUGCCCCACAGAGGACAUUUAUCUGGAGUAAGAUGAUUCAUACCAAUCCCCGGAUCUGUAUGUCCUUCAGACACACCACAGCGGGGUUCUCAAGCCUUUUUCUCUUGUAAAAUACAUUUUCUUUCCAAAGUGGGAUCUUUAUUUUUCCUUCCUCCACCUUUUGCGACAUGCCCAGAAUGAAUGCCGUGGGUUUAUUUUAUUUAUUUUGGGGAUUUUAGGUAAACAGGUUGGCUUAAGAACAGUCUUUUGAACAUCAGCCAAUAUAGGGAAAAUACUCUACUACUGUACAUGUCUGACUUUCAUGCAUGUCUUUAACAUGAUGUACACACACACACAAAAAUAGAAGUGUGAUUUAAAUAUAUAAAAAAUAUGUCUCUAGGGGAUUGUACAGCCUUUGUAAAAGCAGUAGAAGGAAAUUCUUCACAAUUUUUUUUCCCAUCUGGUUGAACCCUUGAGAUGUGGAUUUGAAUAAGUUUAAAAAGAUUAAAUGAGUGCAAACCAAUGACCAUGGACAGAAGCAGGCAGGUGGAGGUCUACUGUGGCAGCACACACAUAAGACACAUUAACUCCUUAAUUGAGAAAGAGACUGGGGAAAUGGGGCUAUAAAAUGCCAGCCGAUGUUUGAUAUGUACUGUAUAUAUGUAUAGACAGAAAA
Polyodon spathula (Mississippi paddlefish) is the source of this 4899-nucleotide messenger RNA. RefSeq names its product C-Jun-amino-terminal kinase-interacting protein 2-like. The record is from RefSeq and is a predicted model, not a curated record. The transcript has 12 exons. Gene Ontology annotation, molecular function: protein binding. Gene Ontology annotation, biological process: regulation of JNK cascade. NCBI's taxonomy places the organism in Eukaryota, Metazoa, Chordata, Actinopteri, Acipenseriformes, Polyodontidae. Bases 322 to 4275 code for a protein of 1317 amino acids. Gene Ontology annotation, cellular component: cytoplasm.